CGACAAUAACAGUAGUCAAUACUUUAAGUUGACUGUGUAGCUAUCAUGAUGCUUACGGACAACAAUAAUACCAGUGCAAUAUACAACCUUGAAGAAGUGACCGACAGUAGUAGAACUACAGAAAGUGAACCCAUCGUGAGCAAUAGGCCAUCGUCGCCACGAAAGUUCUUCGAACGGCUUUACGGUCACCUGGAAAAGGGGAAUCCCACUCCUCCUUGUGACCAGGCUAGUGUAGUGACUGAAAAUGCCCGCAUCCAAACUAGUGAUAGCCAUCGAUCACCAUCGGUGAGUUCCGACAGCACGUGUCGAUCUUCUCCCACAUUGGAUAUUGAAGAUACGGAAGAGCUCAGUUCCUUCUACGGUGAUGAAGUGCGAACCGGAAAUUCUUACAAUCAGCGAACGUACCCAGGAUAUACCGCUUCGCAAUCAUUAAACCAGACAACGUUUGGACAUCAAGGAUUAGCUGCCGUGCAACCACUGACACCACUGGUUGGUUCUUAUGGUGGUGGUACGUUCAGGCCUUUCUUCGGGCUUGGACCAGACGGAUCACAAAUACCGGCGGGAUUGUCUGCAUUUCUGGCACGACGGAGAAAGAAAGAAGGACGACCCCGGCGUCAAAGGACCACUUUCAGUAGCGAACAAACACUUCGGUUAGAAGUUGAAUUCCAUCGCAACGAGUACAUCUCUCGAGGUAGACGAUUCGAGCUGGCAGAGGUUUUGAAAUUAUCGGAAACUCAAAUCAAAAUAUGGUUUCAAAACAGACGAGCCAAAGACAAACGCAUCGAGAAGGCUCAGAUUGAUCAACAGUACAGGGCCUUUGCGGCUGUCAAUGGUUUAUUUUCUCCUUUCAAUUCUCAGUAUCCUCAAGUGCUUGGAACAAAUAUGACUGCAGCAGCAUCGACAACACCCAGUUUCUAUGACCAAUUUAACGCUUCAUCUCGAGAUGAUCACAGAGGUGGCAAAUGA
This is a messenger RNA of Ochlerotatus camptorhynchus, 966 nucleotides long. It is a transcript of the gene ro, whose product is annotated as rough. Gene Ontology annotation, cellular component: nucleus. Gene Ontology annotation, molecular function: DNA-binding transcription factor activity, RNA polymerase II-specific; RNA polymerase II cis-regulatory region sequence-specific DNA binding. The record is from RefSeq and is a predicted model, not a curated record. Lineage: Eukaryota; Metazoa; Arthropoda; Insecta; Diptera; Culicidae. Bases 46 to 966 code for a protein of 306 amino acids. The transcript has 3 exons. Gene Ontology annotation, biological process: regulation of transcription by RNA polymerase II.